CAUCUUGCCCGGGACUCGUGAGGUAACUUGCUCUUGGGAACCAAGACCAUGGCGUCUGGCUGCAAGAUUGGUCCGUCCAUCCUCAACAGCGACCUGGCCAAUUUAGGGGCCGAGUGUCUCCGAAUGCUGGACUCUGGGGCCGAUUAUCUGCACCUGGAUGCACCCUGCUCUUCAGGGAGCACAGUUUUUUUGCAUUUUGUUCCCAACAUCACCUUUGGUCACCCUGUGGUAGAAAGCCUCCGAAAGCAGCUAGGCCAGGACCCUUUCUUUGACAUGCACAUGAUGGUGUCAAGGCCGGAACAGUGGGUAAAACCAAUGGCUGUAGCAGGAGCUAAUCAGUAUACCUUUCAUCUCGAGGCCACUGAGAACCCAGGGGCUUUGAUUAAAGACAUUCGGGAGAAUGGGAUGAAGGUUGGCCUUGCCAUCAAACCAGGAACUACAGUUGAGUAUUUGGCACCAUGGGCUAAUCAGAUAGAUAUGGCCUUGGUUAUGACAGUCGAACCUGGGUUUGGAGGGCAGAAAUUCAUGGAAGAUAUGAUGCCAAAGGUUCACUGGUUGAGGACCCAGUUCCCGUCUUUGGACAUAGAGGUCGAUGGUGGAGUAGGUCCUGACACUAUCCAUAAGUGUGCAGAGGCAGGAGCUAACAUGAUUGUGUCUGGCAGUGCCAUUAUGAGGAGUGAAGACCCCAGAUCUGUGAUCAACCUGUUAAGAAAUGUUUGCUCAGAAGCUGCUCAGAAACGUUCUCUUGAUCGAUGAAAGCUCAAGGAGUCCAGUGUUUCUGCUCAUGAAAUCCUUUUAUUGGAGAACAAGAAUAUUGACUACCAAAUCACUUCACAAUUUAGGCAGUGCUGCUUUUCUGAGCAAUUAUUCAUUCCAGUGACUAGCAUCUAUUGUGCAGAAUAUUCCAAGAGGUUAUAAAUUGUGUAUUGCUUUAGUGAUGAAAUUUAAAGAUUAGUGUGGUAAAAUACCAUUUUUACUGGGAGACUUGAUUUUUAUAAACAGUAAAAAUAUGACUGUGUUAAGGUUAUAAAAAAAGUCUUCUAAGGAAGGCAUAUUAGCAACUAUGAAAAAAUGUUUUUCUCCAUUUAAUUUUGUUGUUUCUCAGCUGUUUUCCAAAAGCAAAUUAAGUCCUUAUGUUUUUUUCUGUUCUGUGUCUUUUUUUUAUUGUGUAUAUGUGUGAUAAUAUGAGUAGAAUAGAACUUAGGGGAAAAAAAAUCUAAGUUUGAAUAUGGCUGGGAUGGCAUACUGUAUUCUUGCUUCUAAAACACCUAGUUUUUACUUUGCACCUUAUAUUUUAUAUAUAAAAAUAAUGUAUGAAGUCCAGGGAUUUUAAGGUGGUCUGUUCUAAAAUACAAGCAUAGACUUUUAUCAGGGUGUUAUGUUAGCUUUGUUGCAGGGGCAGAUUAUUCAGGGGUUCCGCCCCCCCCACAUCCUUAAUCACACCCCCCGUUUUUAAGGACAUGAAAUAAUGUGCUAGCUCUGAGCAAAAGGGGAAUAAAAACCUCUAUUUAGAAGUAAAAUUGAAUUGAUUCUUCUGCUUCCCAGCUAUUUGACCUUAGCAAGUCAAAUCAGCCAACCUCUUUGAACUUCUAUUAACGGAUUUAUACAUUGAAUGUAAUUAUAAUAACUGUGCAGGGUUGUGUUGAGGAUAAGAGAGAUAACUAUUAUAUAUGUAAAGCUUCCACUGCUCUUUCUAGAAUUGUAGCAUAGAAUUGAGUAGCUGUCAUUAUAAAGUUUGUUUUGUAGGUUAUAAAGUACUUUGAUGUAAUCUCAUUAAAUCUACAAACUGCUAUGAGUGGGCAGGCAUAUUUUUGUCCUCAUUUUAAAAAAUGACAGUACUAAAGCUUAGCAACAAGCUGUUAGCAUGGAAAGGAUCCAGUAGGGAUUUCUGGUUUGUCCUCUUUACAAAUGGAGGCCUUAGGAGGUGUAUUAGGCAAAGGAAGCUUCCUUUACUUAACAUUGUCUUAUUUCCAGUCCAACUUGACUCUAGCAGAACCAGACGGCUGAGGAUAUCCUGAAACUGUGGAUUUUGCCCCCAAGGAUAUAUAUAUAUGUUAUUAAUCCAAGAAACACCAGGUAGGCUAAGAGAUGGCAAGGUACGGAGUCAAUCCAUAAACUAAGUAUUUAUAAUUGUGUCCCAAAUUAUUCUUUGACAACAAAUGUGUCAGUCACGUCAUUAUUGUAAAUACUCUUGCUGUGUAAUACAUAUGGCAAGAAAUAACAGGACCAGCAUCAUUAAACUUAUUUAGGCUACUGUGAGUUUUAAGCAAAAAGAUUUCAAAAACAAGAACAUCAACUCAUGUAUGGAAUAGAGUGCUUGUUUUUUCCCCAACAUUACAAGGUAAAAGUGUGUUUCUUAAGGUUGUUUAUUUUGGCUUGGGAAAGUUUUGUGCUAUGAAUAGAUGGCAUUU
Messenger RNA from Pteronotus mesoamericanus, 2411 nucleotides. RefSeq names its product ribulose-5-phosphate-3-epimerase (gene RPE). Bases 49 to 756 code for a protein of 235 amino acids. Gene Ontology annotation, biological process: carbohydrate metabolic process; pentose-phosphate shunt, non-oxidative branch; pentose-phosphate shunt. The record is from RefSeq and is a predicted model, not a curated record. The transcript has 7 exons. Lineage: Eukaryota; Metazoa; Chordata; Mammalia; Chiroptera; Mormoopidae. Gene Ontology annotation, cellular component: cytosol. Gene Ontology annotation, molecular function: metal ion binding; D-ribulose-phosphate 3-epimerase activity.